GACUGGAGCUGUUCCUAUUCGGCCAUCCUGCUCCGCCCCCCGGAAUCUGUGUGUUUCUAUUCUUUAAAACAAAAAACAAAACCUCUUUUGCCUUCAUCCCCUACUUUAAAUCUCCCCCUUUUCUCUUCCCUCUUGCCUUUUCUUUCUCUGUAUUUUUCUAGCCACUUCCUUGUUGCUCAUUUUCUCCAUUUCUCUUUUUCCUCUUGCUUCUCUAGUGGUUCCUUCUCAUUCCCUGUUCACACUCUCCUGAGUCCUCACUGCCCAGAUACCAAUCUUGAUCUUGUUCCUGUUCUUUUUCCUUUAGGGGAUUUGAGUUUGGAUGGGACAGCUUGAGUCUGGCCAUUUGUAAAGCCUGGGGCAUGGGAGAAUGGGGAAUUGUUCCAUCUUCUGUUGUCCUGACUUCUUUCCAGGUGAUGUCAAGAGUUUUUCUAAUAUGGGCAGUAACACAUAGCGUCAAAGAGGUACAGAGUGAAGACAGUGUCCUCCUGUUUGUUAUUGCCUGGACGAUCACGGAAAUCAUCCGUUACUCCUUUUAUACAUUCAGUCUGUUAAACCAUCUGCCUUACCUCAUCAAAUGGGCCAGGUACACACUUUUCAUUGUGCUGUACCCAAUGGGAGUGUCAGGAGAACUGCUCACAAUAUACGCAGCUCUGCCCUUUGUCAGACAAGCUGGCCUGUAUUCCAUCAGUUUACCCAACAAAUACAAUUUCUCUUUUGACUACCAUGCAUUCCUGAUUCUAAUAAUGAUCUCCUACAUUCCAAUUUUUCCCCAGUUGUAUUUCCACAUGAUACACCAGAGAAGAAAGAUCCUUUCUCAUACUGAAGAGCACAAGAAAUUUGAAUAGUUCCUGCUUUCUGCACCUCCCACCAAAACAAACUUUUCAAUGAUCAAAAAAUGCUGCAGACUUUUUGAGUUCCCAAUACGUUUCAUAGAAAAUAAGUAAGAACUAUUUUUAAAAUAUUCAAACAAAACUAAAACAAAAAUCCAGUGUCACGUGGGCCUGAGAUUUUAUUUUAGAAAAAGAUUGUUACAUAAAACACCCUGGCCAGUUCAUCUCAGCAUGCUCUUUCAACCAGAAGUUCCUAAUAUUUAUGAUGGCAUUAGAAAGGGAUUUGGCAUUUUAUGUCCUUCUGUGUCCUUCAUGUAUCUGAUCAAUAAAGACCUGUAACACUAAGUACUUGAGAGUUACAGUCUGAAUAAUGAAGUCGUACCAACCGAAUAGCCCAGCUUGCAGUAUAGUUAUGUUUCAGUCUGCAGUGUGUUUAGCAUUCCCUUGUCAAAGUGCUUGACUGCAUGCUGGAAACUAUUUGUAUUUUUGAAGCGGCAAACUCUGUUCUCUGGAAUGCUCUGAAGUUAUGGCUGGGACCUAUCCCCUUAUAUCUAAUGAAUGAAUUAUAAAAUGUAUAUGCCUAUGAAGCUUUGGGGUAGUGCCUAUAAUCAGAAAACAACUUAGAACCCUUUUGUUUGUUUCAAAUUGAGUCAUUACUGCCUGCCACUAAGAAACGUGCUUGAAUCUAAUAAGUAUGUGUAUACCGUAAAGAAUAUAUCUUAUCUGGAGCUCAGCCUCAAUCAUAUCUUAACAAAAUGAUAGGUCUCAGAAAGGGGGAGCUCAAUAGCUCAUAACCUUUUCACAGCACUGUUCUCAGAACACCUCUGAGUAACGUGUUUGCCAGUAGCUAUUCUCACUGAUGCACUGAUGACCCUGAAGAAGCUGAUCCAGCCACGUAGGAGUGGAGGCUUUGUUACUGAAAGCACAUGGAAUGUGUUGCUUUAGAAAGGUAGUCAGAAAACAUUCAGGAGUAAGUUUAUACACCAUUAUUGUUUUAUUUUUUAAUUUUCAUUCGCUCUUCUGUUUGGAUACUUUUGCUAAUUAAGGUCCUAUGUUAAUUUCCACCAAGCUGUAAGUCCAUAGGCAGUAAAACAUUCCACUUGGGCCAUCAUGAGCUAAAAGCCGUAUCACCUCCGCAUGUUGGAGCAGCCAAGAAAUAGUUUGGUCCUACCGACAUUAUCUCAUCCAUGUCACAUCCUCAUAUGAUUUAAUUGCUCAACCAUGCAUUUAAAACUCCUCAAGAAAGGGCUGGUACUGCAACUGUAGGUAAACUGAAAAAAAAAAUAGAAAGAGUUGGAUGAAAAUGUGAAAGCCCAAGUUCAGAUGUCCAUUAAGUAUUAAAUAGCACAGUAUCUUUAUGGAGCCUUUUUUCCUCCCCCACCCCCUGCAGUUUUUUUUUUCUUUUUUUUUUGGGGGGGGGUUGAUGUUGAACUUUAAGACUUUAAAAGUUUAGCUUAUUGAGUAGUUGUCAUUUAAAGUAUAAUUGCGUGUAAAUGACGAGUUGAUGGGUGCAGCACACCAACAUGGCACAAGUAUACAUAUGUAACAAACCUGCACGUUGUGCACAUGUACCCUACAACUUAAAGUAUAAUAAUAAUAAAUAAAUUUUAAAAAAAAAUAAAGUAUAAUUGCGAAUAUCAGAAAACAUACUGGAAAACUAAAUUUUUUUUCUCUUUUGAGACGGAGUCUCACUUUGUUGCCCAGGCUGGAGUGCAGUGGCGUGAUCUCGGCUCACUGCAAGCUCCACCUCCCGGGUUCAUGCCAUCCUCCUGCCUCAGCCUCCCGAGUAGCUGGGACUACAGGUGUAUGCCACCACACCCGGCUAAUUUUUUUUUGUAUUUUUAGUAGAGACGGGGUUUCACCGUGUUAGCCAGGAUGGUCUCGAUCUCCUGACCUCAUGAUCUGCCCGCCUCGGCCUCCCAAAGUGCUGGGAUUACAGGCGUGAGCCAUUGUGCCCGGCCCCUGGAAAACUAAAUUUUUAAGUGCUUAUUUUUAUAGAAGUUUGAAAAUUUAAUGCAGGCAGGUGUGUAAUAAAUUAUUUUUGAAUUGAACUUUUAAAUUCUGCUUCUUAAAGUCAGCACUCAACUUGGGCGUGUUGAGAUUAGAAUCUAUUCUUGUAUUUGAUAGACAAAAUAUGUGGGAAAGAUUUUUUCAUGCCUUUUCUCUCGUUUUAUUCUUCCAUAAUGUAUUUCUACUAUAAAAUAGAAUCAACUUGGGUUAUAUUUGUCAUAUUACUUUAUUCUGUUAGAUUUUUUCAGUUGUUUUUGGGAAAAUUCUAGAAGUCAGGAUGAAAAAUGCAGCUUUUCCAGGGUUGCUGGACUGGGGGUUUUAUUUGUGCCGCUUUAUUAUAAUUUGUCACUACUUAUGAAAAACAUUCUGUUGCAAACAGUGCUGUUGCAUUGAAUUGAACUUUGGCAGUGAGAACACAGCACACAGCUCCCUUUUCAAAAAGGGUCUCAACCCCAGUGUGUAUUUUUGUACAUCAACAUUUAGAAUACUUAUGGCAGAUAAGUAAGGCAUGUCACUGUGUCCUUCAAUAACCUCUCUAACUGUUUUCUUUAUCCCUAACAUGACUUCAUUUCUCCUUUGAAGUCAUUUAUUCUUUUAUAAAUUGAGAACAACCACACCACCAAAUGUCACACCUUCUUAUAAAGUGUGAACAAGGAAUGUCAUGUUUUUGUGGGUAUUUUGUCAGACUUAGCGAUUUCAUUUCAGGGCAUAGUCAAAGGCAUCAUCUUCCCAACUACCCACUUGAUUGUGUGUUUCAGAUCCCCUCCUUGGGGGCCUUCUUCUGACAGAGAGAAUUCUUUGAGGUCCACAGUAGUACUUUUGUCAGCAAAGACUGCUAAUCUGCAUCUUGCUGCGUUAUGUUUGCUGAGGUUGGGCUCAUUCAUUUAACAGGUACCAACCGUUACCUAGAGGCACCAUGGAGAGUUAGUCAUGGAAUAAAGCACUGGCCUUGCAGAUGAAAAACUGUCUCCAGAGCAGACUUCUGACAGGAAAGGUUUAGGUGCUGGAGAGUUGAAGAGGUAUAAGAAGAGAUCAUGCCCUCAUUUUUCACUUAUUUUUUUAGUUAUUCAUUUAUAAUAAAAGGUUGGCAUUGAUGUGGUCCAACCUGCAAAUUACUUGCAGUUCUGAGUUUCAGAUAAAACAUUAAAUUCAAUACAUACUGCUCCUUUGAAAUUUGGGUAAAAAAUUAUACAACCGUAUAUAUAGUCAUUUUUGUAUUUUUUCUAUGUUGUGAAAACCAAAACUGUAAUUUUAUAAGUCUUUGAUUCACUAAAAUUAUAUAAUUUAAAUGUAUUUUUUGUAUAUUUAGAAAUAAGGAGUCCAGAGACUAUGCUUAACUUUCUAUGCAUGCAUUUGAAAGCUGUUUUUACCUGAUAAUGUUAAUGUGGUAAUAAGUUGUAUUCAUAAAAUACUGAUCUGUGUUGCAUUUUAAAAUAAACUGAUGUGUGCUCUGCUUGGAUUUGAAAUACC
Molecule: messenger RNA, 4310 nt
Organism: Chlorocebus sabaeus (green monkey)
Lineage: Eukaryota; Metazoa; Chordata; Mammalia; Primates; Cercopithecidae
Source: RefSeq, a predicted model, not a curated record